This is a messenger RNA of Phoenix dactylifera (date palm), 6059 nucleotides long. NCBI's taxonomy places the organism in Eukaryota, Viridiplantae, Streptophyta, Magnoliopsida, Arecales, Arecaceae. The record is from RefSeq and is a predicted model, not a curated record.
UCGUACGAAACCAACACAAGUCGAUAGAGUGAGAGAGGAAAAAAAGAAAAACGAAAAAAAGGAACCCGAUCGCUGCUCUCUUCUCUUUGGAUCCGAAACGGAAGCGAGAAAAUAGAAAGAAAAAUCAAAAAAAAGGAAAGAAAGAAAGGGGCGACCGAAACCCUAACCCUACCGUCCCCACCGCCGUCGUCGCACGCGAAGGAAUCCUCCGCCCAGGGGGCUAGGGUUAGGGUUACCGCUAGGGCUAGGGUAUCUGCGGUGGUAAUGGGCUGCUGUCGCGGGUCGCGUCCAUGAGCGGCGGCCGAUGCCAGGGGCGGAAGAUGACGGGCAGGGGCGCCGCUGGGGUUUGCCGCCCCGAGGAGAAGCCCUGCCCGGUCUCCCGGCCGUCGCCGUCGGGGGAGGCGGCGGCCGGGAUGGAUCUUUUUGCCCAGGCCCGUAAGGCCCUCUCCGACCGCUCCCCGUUCGACACCGAGGAGGCUGGCCCUAGGGUUCCGAUGCUUCCCUCCGGGUUAGCCGCCUUUCUCUCGAAGCCGACGGACGGCCGCAGGAAGCACAAGAAGUCUCAUGGGGAGUCCGGGGACAAGCCCUCAGGGCACGGGCAACCUCCUGCGGCCGCCGACGUGUGGGACCAGACUGAGGAGUACUUCCGGCCGGUCACUCUGGCGGACAUCGACGCGUUGGUUCCUAAGCUCUCGUUUGGCUCUGUUACACUUGAUUCUUGCCUCACCAUUCCCGUCUCUGGAAAUGUCGCCGAAGCAGUGAAGAAAGAUGAUGUCUUGGACGCAGCCACGGUUGAAGCGAGUCCGAGCUUCCGGAUUGAGAAGAAAGAGGUAGUGGUGGAGAAACAGAUGGCCGAGCAGGUGGCAGAGGAGCAAGCAUUGGAAGUUGACGAAGUUGGAGCAGGCGGUGAUCCAUCUCUGGAGAAAGAAGAAGAUGACCGUGCAUCUUUGAAUUGGCUUUUGAGUUCAAAGGAGAGGUUUGUUCUCACAUCUGAGCGGCCUAACAAGAAACGAAAGCUCUUGGGUGGAGAUGCUGGCUUGGAACGACUGUUGAUACUUCCUCAUUCGCAGGCAGAAGGUGCUUCUGUCUGUGAUUUCUGCUGUUCAGUAGACAGUAGCGUGAAGUCAAAUAAGCUGCUUUGUUGUGAUUCUUGCAAGGUUUCGGUGCACCCGAAAUGUUAUGGUGUGCAUAAGGUUCCGGAGGGAGUGUGGUUGUGCUCUUGGUGUAAGCAUUUGGAGGCAGUGGAAAAGGUAUCGAAGAAAGAUGGUGACACCCCCUGUUCGAGGCCUUGUUUGCUUUGCCCAAAAGAAGGUGGAGCUCUAAAACCUGAAGGAAGGGAUUCUAGUAGGAGCGCAAGCGGCAGUGGGUUGAAGUUUGCACAUUUGUUUUGCAGUCUAUGGAUACCUGAGGUGUAUGUGGAGGACAUUGGGGCAAUGGAACCGGUUAUGAAUAUUGAAGGAAUACAAGAGACACGGAAGAAGUUGGUCUGUAACGUGUGUAAGGUCAAGCAUGGGGCAUGCAUCCGAUGUAGCCAUGGAACAUGCAGAACAUCUUUUCAUCCUCGAUGUGCAAGGGACUCCAAGCAUCAAAUGGAGAUCUGGGGAAAGUUUGGAUGUGAUAAUGUCGAGUUGCGAGCUUUUUGCUCAAAGCACACCACUUCUCAAGGUAUGAGCAGUGCCCAACAUGCAAAAAACCUUGCAGUGCUCGUCAAUGAUGACUCUUCAUUAACCAAGGCUCCGCCUGCAAUCCCACCCGCAAAAUGGAUACCAAAGUUAAGACUUACUCGCAAGAAUAGAGCUAAAAGCUUGAUGCAAGAUGAAAUAAAAAACUCUACUUCUAAUCAAAUGGUUAAAAUGGAACCUAGCAUGGAGCUAGAUGCCUUGACUGGUAGAUUAAAAUAUGAAGAUGAUCAGUCAGAGCCAGAUAAUGACAUGGAUACUGAUGGAAUUAUUGAGAGUGGAAACAUCACUAGAAAUUCCCCUAAUAUUGCUGUAAUUCUUAAGAAGUUAAUUGAUCGAGGGAAAAUUAAUAUCGGUGAUCUUGCAUCGGAGAUGGGCAUUUCAAUAAAUUCCUUACAAGCAGCUCUUGUGGGUGAGACCACAUCCUUCUCCCCUGGAUUGAGGUUGAAAAUAAUCAAAUGGCUUCAAACUUCUGUACAUAUGCCUGCUGUGCAACCAUUGAAAGCUAAAAGUGGCUCUGCGAUACUAUCAGAUAAUAAACUUGCAAGGAACAAUGAUCCAAAUGCUGCUAAACCAGCAGGUUCUUAUGUUCAAGGUGAGCACAAAGUUGCUAGCCUUGAAUUGCCAGAUGCUGCUUUUGUUAAAUCCUUACCACCACGGAGAAGAAUGAAAAGCAACAUCAGAAUCUUGAAAGAUAACAAAAUGUUAUACUCAUCUGGGGAGUUACCUUUUAUGCCACAAAAUGGUAAUGCAAAAACAGUUGAUAUGAUGGGUGAAAUUCUGGUUGCUCUCGCUGAAGAUAUGAAAGGAGAUAUUAAUGGCAAGAAUUCUUCUAUUCUUGAUCAGAAUUGCUGCUUGAAGGAGCAAGAGAUUUCAGACAUGAUGGUUGAAGAUACUCUUAAGCCUGCAGAUUCUUGCCCUCCCUUGGACCUACUUCGUGGACAUGAAGGAAAUCCAGUCAAAAUGGAAAGCAAUUGCCUGUCUGAGGCACCGCAUGAGAAUCAGACUACAGUGGAUGGGGUGUCCUCUUUUCAUUCUGGUAUCCAUCAAGUUGACGAGGCUAAUGAUGUUUUGCCCAAUGCAUUGGAGAAAAGUUGCUGGGAGCAUCCUGACUGUAAUGUUGAUGUGAUGGAUUUUGCUAAACCUGAUAACAAAUUUGAUGAAUCAUGUUCCACGUCCCAUGUUCAUCCAUUCAUCAAAAAGUUGUUACAAGCGCAGAACCAUGUUAUUCAAAAAGUUCCUGAAGCAAAUAUCGUUGCUCAUCCUUGCUGUAAUCAGCAACCUUUAUCUUCAUCCCUCACUAAUACGAGUCAUACAUCGGAUGUGGCAAAAAUGGAUCAGCUUUCAAAAGCCAAAAUGAUGGGGAUCUUAGAACUGACCCCUGAAGAUGAAGUGGAGGGCGAACUGUUAUACUUACAGGCUAGGCUACUUGAUAGUGCUGUUGCGGUCAAGCAUAGAUUUGAUGAUCUAAUUUUUAAGGUAGUCCAAAAUCUGCCUCAAGAGCUGGAUGCUGUGUAUAGACGUAAAUGGAACCUAAUUCUUGUCAACCAGUUCCUUCGCGAAGUUAGGGAAGCAAAGAAACGUGGAAGGAAAGAGAGAAGGCAUAAAGAAGCUCAGGCUGUACUGGAGGCUGCUGCUGCUGCGGUUGCAGCUUCUUCAAGGAAUUCAUCACUAAGGAAAGAUGCAAAUGAGGGGAUCAUCUCUACUAAUCAAGAGAGUCCUCUAAGAGUCAGUGGUGUCUCUGGGAGAGCUGGACUACACUUACCAUUGGUGCCACGGACAAAGGAAUCCUCGAGAUCAGCUGUUGCGAAAGUGUCACCAGAUAAGCAUUCUGGGAUUUUCCAGAUGCCAGAUUUUGCUAAAGAAAAUGCACUUUCCUGUGACAUCUGCAUGAGAACUGAGACAGUGUUGAACAGGAUUUUUGUCUGUUCCAGCUGCAAGGUUGCUGUUCAUUUGGAUUGUUAUCAUAGGCUUAAAAAUCCGAUUGGCUCCUGGAAAUGUGAGCUUUGUGAGGAGAUGUCCUUGCAUCCUAGGAGCCCUAGAAAUCAAACAGAUGGUUGGGAUAGAUUCUGCAUUAUCACUUGUUGUGGUCUGUGUGGUGGUGCCACUGGUGCUUUCAGAAAAUCAUCAGAUGGGCAAUGGGUUCAUGCCUUUUGUGCUGAGUGGCUGUUGGAGUCACGGUUCAGACGGGCUCAAGAUAAUCUGGUAGAAGGAAUGGAUACCAUUUCAAAAGGAGCUGACUCAUGCUGUAUCUGCCAUCAGAAUGUUGGUGCAUGCUUAAAGUGCAGCUAUGGACACUGCCAAACCACUUUUCACCCUUCCUGUGCCCGGGAUGCUGGUUUUUACAUGAAUGUGAGCACAAUUGGUGGCAGGUCACAGCACAAAGCUUAUUGUGAGAAGCACAGCAUGGAGCAAAAGGAGGAGGAUAUCCAGCAAUAUGGUGCAGAGGAGCUUAAGAACAUAAAACAAAUACGGGUUGAAUUAGAGAAACUGCGUCUUCUUUGUGAGCGAAUUAUCAAAAGGGAAAAGCUAAAGAGAGACUUGGUUCUUUGUUCGCAUGACAUACUUGCUUCAAGAAGGGAUUAUGUUGCUUUCUCGGUCCUUGUACGGAGUUCUUUCUUCCCUCCUGGGGCCAGUUCAGAAUCUGCCACCACUUCUAUAAAUAAUAAAUCUUACAGUGGAACAAUCCAAAGGUCUGAUGAUGUCACAGUGGAUAGUACUGUUUCUGGCAAGCGUUCAAUUAGGCGCUCCUUGCAUAGUAGGGCUACUGAUCGAAGCACUGAAGACAGCUCCACUUCUCAACCAUCAACAAAGCGGAAAUUAGCUGAUAGGGCAUCUUAUGCUGGCAAGAAACUACCAAAUAGGUCUGUAUCCAUUGCCUUCUGCAAUUCAGAAGAUGGAGAAAAAAACUCUAAGACUAGAAAGCACAAGGAAACCUUCCAGAAGGAGAUUAUGAUGACUUCUGACCAAGCAUCAAUGCAAAAUCAACGGCUUCCUAAAGGUUUUGCUUAUGUUCCCGUCGGUUGUCUUUCCAAAGAGAAGCCGCUUGCCCAUGAUUCGGAGUCUCGUGAACCACGAGAACCUGGUGGGUAGGACCUAAGAAGAGCCUGUUGGUGUUUGUUCUAACUGUUAAGGCCAUCACUAUCCCUGAUGUAUAAUUACAAAAGGGAAUUGACCCUUGGUUGACGAUGUACUGCUGCCAGUGGAAAAGAGAUAGUAGUCAGUCAAAGGGAUAGAGGCUGGCCAAUGUACCUAUACAAGAGAUGGUGCCGUGAUUCGGAAAGUUCUGAUUACCAACUUUGUAUAUCAAUCUGAGAGCAACUGUACAAAGGGUUAGAGUGAGUUUCCAUUAAUGUAUCAUGUGGCUUCCAUCACUUGACUGGUUGCCAUCCUUUGGCUGCACAGUUGAAGGGAUGGAAGAUUGGCUCUUUCCUUGCAGCUGUAUAUGAGGAAUAUAGGAAUCAAUCAGGUUGCAGAUUUUGUAAAAAUAUUUUGUAUAUUCUUACCAUGGCAUCUAUCCAUACUUAGGUCUGAGCUAAUUUUAGGACAACUAGGCUGAUUUUUUUUGACAUGGUUUCUGUUACAGUAUCUCAGAUAUUGCAAUGAAAUGAUUGGAAUUCAGAUAUUGCACAGUUGAUAUCAAAUUCAGCAAUUGUUAAUGGUCAUGGCCGCCAAAGUUCACAAUCCUCGGCUGUUGCCACAAAAGUUUGUUGUUUGUGUUGCACAAUAUUUCUUAACUAAGGGGUUACUAGGUUGUGAUACUUGGUUCCCUCAACACUACUGAAAGGUAGCUGUCUAGGGCUUGGCUCAAGAGUAUAUUUGUGAUGAAUUGCUUCAGAUCUAUGUAUGUUCUUGAUCAAGUACUGGUGCACAUUUGCAGUUGAUAAUACCUUUGCUGUAAUUGCAGGAAUGGUCUAGCCGGAUACUAAUUGAAGAGAUUAGGUCAUGGGAAAUUUAAACAAGCAAAGGUGUGGACAGCUUACAAUUCUAUCCUACUUUGCUUUCACAGUGCAUCUCUUCUUGAAAAUCUCGUCUUCAGAUGAUUUAAAAUUCAGUGGGCUUUCUUAGCUAUAAAAGGCGAUGUGAUGGGAAAAUGCAUCAACCCUGAUUGAACUAGUCUUGCAGCGGUUCAUGGUAUCUGCUUUGUAAAUUGAACGGCUAUGAUUGGCAUUAGUCUAUUAUUUAGUCCUGCUUAGUUCCUCGCAUUGUAAUAUUUGUCAUCUUUGUUAACGUACAGUGUUAAAUGUGGGCUGGCUUAGCUGGCAGCAUGGGAAUGGUAACGCUCUGAUAUUUGGGAGGUUUUAGCAGAAUACUCUUUCACCCCUCCCACCAUUGAGUUUAAUGGAAUUUUAUGAGUCAUUUGAAGGUUUUGUAGUUAUA